AGAUACAGAGAGAGAAAGGGAGAGAAGAUAUAGAAGACACAGUGUGAGAGAAGCUAAAGCAUAUACAAAGCAAUCAAACCACAGAUACUAGUAAUAAUAUUACACACUGUUAUUUAAGCCUAUGAAUUUCUACUCAAUAUGAUUUUCCCCUAAAUUGAAUGAAAACCCUAACCCUAGCCCUCUCUGUCGGGUCCAAAUCUCGGAUCCUCCGUUUUCAUCGCCAAUUUUCAAUUUUUUUCUCCGGGGGUUAAUCUUUUAUACUUCUUAGCUCUCUUUCUGUAAGUGAUCACCGCUUUUCGCUUUCUCGUUUCAGUUCAAUUCAGUUUGUUUUCUUGUUUACUUUUUCAGAAAAAUUAAGUUCAAAUUUAUAAUCUUUUAGUUGAGUUGUGUUGGUGUAGAAGAAAUAAUAUUAACUGGUUUUUGAUUGGGGGUUUGAUCUCUAUAAAGAUUGUUGAUUUAUCAGCUUGUUUUUAGAGUGAGUAGGAGUACAGAGAGUGUAGGCAUUAGAUAGAUAUAUAGAGGGGGAUGGGAAGCUCUGAUACGGGCACGAGCACGGGUGUGGUGGACUGUGCGGUUGGCUCCAUUGUUUGGGUCAGGCGGCGCAAUGGGUCUUGGUGGCCAGGCAAGAUUUUGGGUGAAGAAGACCUCUCGGGCUCUCAUAUUUUGUCUCCUCGAUCCGGGACUCCAGUUAAGCUUCUUGGAAGGGAAGACGCUAGUGUAGAUUGGUACAAUAUGGAGAAGUCUAAGCGUGUGAAGGCAUUUAGAUGCGGUGAAUUUGAUGAUUGUAUUGACAAAGCUGAGUCUUCCCAGGGAAUGCCUCCUAAAAAAAGAGAGAAGUAUGCACGCAGGGAAGAUGCUAUUAUCCAUGCUCUUGAACUUGAGAAGCAGUUUUUGGAGAAACAAUAUGGGAAAUUGGGCUCAUCAUCUUAUCACAAGAGCAGUAAAUCGUCUGAUGCUGUGAAAAAGGAGUUGGCUACAUCUGCUGAGAGCAUGCGACAUGGCAAUGGCAAAUGCGUAGAUGUGAAAUAUCGUCAACUUUCUGAAGAGCUGGAUCUGUCACUUAAGGGCAUUACUAGUCCUCAUCUGCAAACACAGAAAGUUAAAGAGGAAAAACAAUUGAGUGGGGAUGAUGAGAACUCUAAUAUACUUCCUAGGAUGAGAGGUUUGCAGGACCUUGGUCUUAAUAUUACUUCUUCAAAACUUAAGAAUCCUUCAAUUGAAUCCAAUGGUCCAUCGCAAUCUCCAUUACAUGAUAGUACUCAGGCUCCUGUAAAUGGUGGUGGUGCGAGCACUGACAAUACUGGUCAUGUUAAUGACAAAGCUUCCUCAGCGAAAAGGAAAAGGUCAUAUGAUGAGAGGUUGGCUGAAGAUUCCAUAGCCAAGAGGCGUGAUAGGCGCCGCCCCCUUGUUCAAGUACUGGAGAGUAGUGCAAUGUUACCAGCUCCUCCCUCGCUAAAGCCUGAAGAUAGUAUUGUUUCUUUACAUUCAAAAGGUGAGGAGCAGACUAAGUUGCAAGGUAGUGUGAAGACGAGCAAACUUGUGGACCAGACAAAAUCCGGUGGUUCUGCAUAUGAUUCUCAAAUCCAUCCUAAAGACAUGGAGGGUUCACAAUAUAAACUUGAAGAGAAUAGCAAGCCUGCUGCCGAGUGCAGCCAGAAUAACCACCCUGCUGCUGAGCACAGCCAGGAGGCCCAGGACAACAACCCUGCUGCCGAGUGCAGCCAGGAGAACAACCUUGCUGCCGAGUGCAGCCAGGACAACACUUCUGGAUCAACGGAAGAUACAGAAACAGACUCUUCAGAGACCGACUCUCUCGAAUCAGAUACAGAUGAAGCAAUGGCUGAAAUUUCAGAUGAAUCUGUAGAAUUCAGGCCAAAAUCUAUGGUCAAAUCUAAAGUUCAAGAAGUAGAUGGCAACAGGGGCAGUGAGGAGGCUGAUGACCCCGCAACUACCAGUGAUACGUCUCACCCUUCCAAUGACGAUGUUUUAGCAAGCAUGGGGGUAUCCAAAUGGCAACAAAAAGGAAAAAGGAACUCUCGAGCUCUUACAAAAAGAUAUGCGGAUGUAGGUGCUGAGAAGGAUUCUAGAGAGUCAAACCAGGGAACGAAGUUCAAAGGUAAGGGAAGCAAUGAGAUGGAUAACGUCAAUAGGAAGUAUGGAACCCGAAGAGGUGGUUAUAGGUCUAGAGGUGGAGAUGGUAUUGGACAUAAUAUCACCAGCUGGGAGGACCUCACAUGGAACACUCAGUCUGUGUCAAAAGGACUCUGGGGUGACUCUAUUGAAUAUAAGGAUCCUGUUUCUGCUGGUCGACGUUCUGGUGAUAGGAGGAAGUGCAUGUUGGUAGAAGUGGAUUUGAAAGUCCAGUCAAAUUAUCAAAGAGAGCAUGUUCCUAUGAUUUCACUCAUGAGCAAGAUAAAUGGGCAGGCAAUAGUAGGCCACCCUAUUCAAAUUGAAACGCUAGAAUAUGGAUCAUCGGAAGCCCUUCUGGGUGCAGCUGAUGAUGAACUUAACCAAGACCCUGAUGCAUCACUUCCGCCAAUGUGGAGGACUGCCAGAAGGACAGCUAAUUGUCGGGUUCCACGCCCGCGCUCUUCAUCAAUGAUAGAUGGAGAUGAAGGUGCUGAGCAUUUGCUGCAUGUUCGUCAAGAAAGAAAAUCUCUAACAAAUAAAUUAGACGGGGGGAAAUUAAGCCACAAGAGAUCCACUCAUCGUUCUGGUCCUUCAACUCGCAAAAAGUCAGUUAAGAAGCGGGGAAGGAAGACAAGUAUAGCAUCCAACCAGAAGACCAGGACACUUGCGUCAAUUGCGACACAGCAGAAACCCAACAAUCAUCUGAAACAUAGUUCCAACAGUUGUCAGGUGAAUGGAAUUGUGAAAUCAGAGUCGGCACCAACUGCAGUUGCUUGUAUCCCUAUUAAGCUAGUAUUCAGUCGGUUACAUGAGGAGUUGGCUGGCCGCCAUCAGUAAAACAAACUCCGGGUGAAAAGAAGAAAUACAUAGAAGUAAUGAGUUAUAGGAACAUGUAAAUUAAUGUAAAACAGGCGGUCCAUCUGCAGGGCAGCUGAAUAACAGAUGAAGCAGGUGGAGUCAAAGUGUGGAACUUGACAACAGUGUGGUUCAUCGAAACACCUGAGAGAAAUAGAGGGUAGUUUUUAGAGUUAUAGAGAUGAUUGUAUAUUGUGUCUCUAUGAGAUCACAUCACUUUUCUUUUUCUUCUUAAAGUUGUUCACAUGACUUGAUGUAGCUACAAAGUUUAGGUUUUUUAGCAUUUAUAAAGGUAAAAAAGACAGUUAGUAGGGA
Daucus carota subsp. sativus is the source of this 3300-nucleotide messenger RNA. RefSeq lists its product as uncharacterized. The transcript is spliced from 3 exons. NCBI's taxonomy places the organism in Eukaryota, Viridiplantae, Streptophyta, Magnoliopsida, Apiales, Apiaceae. Bases 526 to 2967 code for a protein of 813 amino acids. The record is from RefSeq and is a predicted model, not a curated record.